Messenger RNA from Alternaria viburni, 2466 nucleotides. RefSeq lists its product as uncharacterized. Gene Ontology annotation, biological process: regulation of DNA-templated transcription; DNA-templated transcription. The coding region runs from base 1 to 2466 and encodes 821 amino acids. The transcript has 4 exons. Lineage: Eukaryota; Fungi; Ascomycota; Dothideomycetes; Pleosporales; Pleosporaceae. Gene Ontology annotation, molecular function: DNA binding; zinc ion binding; DNA-binding transcription factor activity, RNA polymerase II-specific. The record is from RefSeq and is a predicted model, not a curated record. Gene Ontology annotation, cellular component: nucleus.
AUGCGCUCGCAGAUUGCAUGCACCAGAUGUCGCCGAAGCAAGACCAAGUGCGAAAACACCGGUCAGGGCACGACGUGCAAGGCUUGCGCGAAUACCAACCGCGACUGUACCUGGGACCACGCGGCUGUCGCAAGCAGCACAGGAUCUGUGCGCCGCGAUAGCACGGCCGAUUUUGAUGCCCCGCCCAAGAAGCGACGCAAGCUACUAGCACCAACAUCGACUACAGCGCAACGCUCGGUAGAAGGCUUGGGCUCGCCUGAAGAUGCUCUCCAAUCACCAUUGCUUACUUCUCAGGUCUGGGAAGAGUUGUUUGACAUCUAUGAGAAGCAUUUCUCUACCGACUUCCCCUUCUUGCAUAAGCGAACUUUCCUCAGCUCUGUGCGGCCGCCGCCUUCAUCUGGCAGCUCAUCUGAAGUUAAGACUCCGACUCAAGCUCCAACACCGCGCGUGUAUGCGCCUUUGCUCUUAGCCUUCCUUACCCAGACUGCUCGUUUCCAUGACAAGCUCGUAGCGCAAAUGGGUAAUGACCCGAUCAGGGUUGCCGAAUUCUACGCAUCGGCGACUCGCACGCAGAUGGGAACGGAUAUCAUUGGGUCCCCGAAUGUGGAAAAGAUCCAAACACUCCUCAUGUUGGGGUAUUAUGAAUGGACCAAUUUGCAAGGUACUGAGGGCUGGAUGAAGGUCGGGAUUGCUAUCAGAGCUGCCAUAUGCCUUGGGUACCCGCACCUGGAUGUCGAUGAAAGCGGACUACCUGCACCACUGAAAGACUGUGAAAAGGGCCUUUCGGAAAAGGACCAAUUCAUACUUCGCGAGACUCAGCGGCGUACUUUUUGGAGCUGCGUCCUCAUGGAUUGCUAUCUGAGUUGGGGGGAGGAUCGGCCGAGGAUGCUUACGCCCGAUCAACUUCAAAGAACUCAACUUGUCUGUAGCGAUGGCGCAUUCAAUUUUGGAAAAAGAGCAAGAACAAGGCUUCUGGGCGAAGACGAUGCGAUGUAUACUGCGCGGAGGAAACGAUGGAACAAACAUGCUGAGGAACGCCGUAACGACCACGACGGAGCAGAUCGAGCCAGUGCCCUGGACGGGGGGAGGUGGGAAGUUGCUGAGGGGGAGGCAGAACUAACAUGGUACAUCAAAGUUGUUGUGAUCUUCGGAGAGGUCUCACAGUGGUCGUGUAAACGCGGCAGAAGACAAGAAGGCAAGAAUCCACCGUGGUGCGCAACGACUGGCUUCAAGAAAUUGGAGGACAAACUCAAGCAGUUGAAGCGCGACCUUCCUGAUCACCUCCAGCUGACCUCGGACAACAACGACGACCGUAGCUACAACUCGCCCGGCAAAUACGUUGCGAUACAUGCAAUGUACACAUUGUGUUUUGUGUGGUUGUACAGAGAGUACAUGCCCACAUCACCAUGGACGUUGACGUAUCCCCGCGGCCCGUUGGAUGAGCCACUGAUUGAUGAGAAACCCCCGGACCCUGACUACUGGAUCAAGCAAGCCAAAGACUCCAUCUACUGCCACUACUUUCCUCACAUGGACCCGGACGACGCCCUCUCAUCUCGUAAAGACCCUAGAGCCCAUGAUAUCGCAAACGGCUUCCUACUACGCAUUCUGAGUCGCUUCAAGAUGGCCCGCUCGUGGCUCAGUCAACUAGCAGAAUGGCAAAGAUAUUACCGCCGCGAGAAGAAGAAGUACCGAGAACUGAGCGGCCAGAUCGACGAUUCUCCAAAGAGCAACUCGAGUGACGGUGUCGCUAGUGGCGGAUUGAAAGACUACGCGCAGCUCUUCGAGAGAACGCACAAGCAAUUCGGUGACAUUGCUAACGCUAACGACAACGACGGACAAUGGCCCGACAGGGAUAAGGACCUCGCAGAUACGAGACUGCCGCAUGACGAAGACUCCGCAGAGCGCACUUUGCCUACCAGCGCCGCUUCGGUCAAGCAUGAGAUGCAAGGCGCGCCGGAGGAAAAGUCUAGUAACCAGUCCGGCUUCACUGCUGUCAAUCACAAUGGUCAACAAACACCUCCAGCUCCUCCUCCAGUCACCCAACCAUCAACCUACGCGCACGGCGGCCGUACGCCUUCUUAUGAUCAAAACUCUCACAUGCGCGCCACAGUACCGGUCUCACCAGCGCAUCCCUACCAACCAUAUCCGUAUCCCAAUACUCAGCAGCAGCCCCUGAGAAGUCCCUUCCAGCAGUCUGAUCCCCGUCAAUCGCCUGUGUCAGCCACCGCAUCCGUCCCGAUACACAGCGUCUACCAACCAUGGCCACAGGCACGACCACAAGAGCUACAGGAGCAAAAGGUCAACAUGGAGAUUUGCGGCGCUGCCACUUUCCCCAACGGCUGGGCUGGGGACGUUAUGAUUGGUGAUAGUGCUCAGGACUUCAACAAUUGGGGCCAGUAUGGCUUUCCGACUAUUCCGGAUAACUCGGGGUAUUAUCAGUCUGGGUAUUCGUAUCCGCCGCAGUAG